Molecule: messenger RNA, 4467 nt
Organism: Owenia fusiformis
Lineage: Eukaryota; Metazoa; Annelida; Polychaeta; Sabellida; Oweniidae
Source: the annotation of a GenBank genome assembly
AUGGCUGACUUAACGACGAGCAUGCUGGGAAAUAAUCUCAAAGAAAAAUCAAAAUGUUUAUGGACAAUCGAAUGCCUUGAGAUUGUUGCUAAAAUGGGGGAGUCGAGUGACGGGGCUCAGAUUACAGUCGUUGAUGUUGCAGACAUCUUACAAGAUGGCUACGUUCUUAUUACAGGUGGGAAGACCAGGGGUGGCCAUACCAUACUGAGUUUCCCUGACAACCCCUCUAAGCCUGAACUCAGUGAAGAACAGUACAAGAGAUCUAUUACAUACCUAACUACAGUCCCUGCCCUUCCUGAUGUUGAGCUGGGGUUUGUGAUAGUCAUAGACAGAAGACAGAGUGGUUCAUCUUCAGUUAAAAACCUCCUCACUAAGAUAGCAGCAUUCUUCCCCGCUCUGAUUGAGGUGGUGUUUGUAUUGCGUCCAACAGGUUUUUUUGCCAGGACUUUCUCUGGUUGGGGAUGGGUAAAGGAAGAGUUCAAAUUCAAGGUGGUGCUAUGUACUGCAGUAGAAGAACUAUAUGAUCAUAUAGAACCUAGUCAGCUAACAGACAAUUUCAGUGGCUCUCUCAAGUUUGAUCUCAGUGAAUGGAUUGAACAUCGUGCGGCAAUAGAGAAGUUCCAGGCCAACACAUAUCAUGUUUCUAAGACAGUCACAGACAUGGUGCAAUUUUUCCAAGAUGCUGAACUUCCCAAUGAUAAAGAUGAAACUGAGGGUCUCAUUCAGGAACAUGAAAAAGAGAAGAAAAGUCUUAUAGAGGACCUGUCCACUGCCAAGAAUCAUGGCCAGGUGUUAUUAAAAUGUAUCGUCAAGGAGCACGAGGCACAGACUGAGGACCAAUCAGCUGGUGCAGAACCAGGAUCUGACAAAAUGGUGCAUAUAAGGGCUGUUGAAAGGUUGGUGUUACAGCUAGAAGAGGUUGACAAAACAUUCACAAAUUUUUGGACAAAUCAUGAACGGAGACUUCAGCAAUGCUUACAGUUACGGAGAUUUGAAGAGGAAUUUAAACAAUUGCAGUAUAUUUGUGACCAACAUUUGACAACAAUAGAAAGCAUAAUGGAAAGUGGAGACUCACUACAGAGAGUUGAACAUCUCAUGAAAGAACUCAGACACUUUGAGGAAGAUUCUGUGGAUGAUUUUGACAAGUCUGAGCAAUUGAAAAAUAUUGGAGAGCGAUUGAUCGCUGGAGAUCAUUACGCAGUUGAUAGCAUUAAACCAAAAUGCUUUGAACUGAACCAUAUGAAUAAAAAAUAUCGGGAAAUUACAGAGCAUAAACGGGAAGUUCUCAAAAAGUCUCUAGAACUACAAGAUAGACUUGCAAAGGCCAGUAGAUGGUGUUCUGAAGGUGUUGACCUUCUCGCUACGCAACAAAUAGAGAGAUGUCAGACACAAGAUGGCGCCCUACUUGCACUAAAGGAUGUCGAAACAUUCCAAGAUAAGGCAAAAGAAUUGAACCUUGGAGAUCCAAAAGAAUUUAAAGCCAUGUUUGGAAAAGUAAUGGAUUCAGAAACCACAGAAACAGUUCAGACGAUACUCAAACGCAUACAAGAUGUUCAUGAUAUGUGUGACAAGCGAAAUAAAAGUCUUAAAAAACUCGCAAAUACUCUUCCUCGCCCUGUUCAGCCUGUCAUCCCUGCCCCCGCAGAACCACUUCCUGUUCGUAAGGAUGCAGUGGGCCCCACACAGAGACCAGAUAUUGAAUCUACACGACCAAUACCAAAGAUAUCACCUCGGGAAAUCAAAGAGCAACCAAACAAAAAAGCUCCACCUAUUGAGGUCACUUUGAAGCGAAAGGAGCGCAAAAGUAAAAAGAAGGUUGAAAAAUCUAAAUCUUUACCAACUGACAAGCCUCCAAAGACUAGAAGGCCUGGUAUGGCUUCAAUCCGGCAACGUAUCAUCAGCCAAGACAGUGAUACUCAAGAUAGUGAAUCUGAAUUAGUCAAUCAGGUGACACUCGACCCAGAAGUCCUGUUUGCAAAAAGAGGACAUGUCAUGAAAGAGCUGAUUGAUUCAGAACGAGUUUACAUCUCUGAGAUUGAAAGCAUAAUUGAUGGCUAUGCACACAAAAUGACCGAUCCCUCGAUGCGUCAGAUCAUUCCUGAUGAACUGUAUGGGAAGAAGCAUAUCCUGUUCGGCAACUUGGAACAGAUUUUUAAGUUUCAUCAUGAGAAAUUCUGGGAGGAACUUGAAGGUUGUGUCAAUACACCAGCCCUGGUUGGCAAAUGCUUUGUUAACAGAAAAGAAGAGUUCCAGAUGUACAGUGAAUAUUGUCAAAACAAGCCAAGGUCAGAACUACUGAGAAGAGAGGCUGGAGACAACAAUCCAUUCUUUAAGGAGUGUCAGAAACAGCUUGGUCAUAAGUUACCACUGGGGGCAUAUCUCUUAAAGCCUGUACAGAGAAUUACCAAGUACCAGCUAUUAUUGAAGGAAAUGUUAAAAUACACAAUUGACAAGGCACAGUGUCAUGACCUCCAGGAGGCACUAGAUACAAUGCUAGGGGUGUUGAAAUAUGUAAAUGACAUCAUGCAUCAAGUUGCCAUAACUGGUUUUCCUGGUCGAUUAGCAGACCAAGGUAGAUUAUGGAUGCAGGACUCCUUCAAUGUUUGGUUGACUCAUGCACAGAAAAAAGAUCGUUUAAAAGACAUUCGCUUCAAACCUAUGCAGAGACAUAUAUUUUUAUACGAGAACUCAAUCCUGUUUAGUAAGAAGAUGGAGGACAAAUAUAAAGAUAAAGAAUAUAUUUAUAAGUCAUCAUUAAAGACCUCCCAGAUUGGGCUGACUGAGAAUGUGAAAGGAGACAAGAAAAAGUUUGAAAUUUGGCUCCAUAAUAAGCAGCAGACCUACAUCAUUCAGGCGCCCUCUAUAGCUGUUAAACAGAAAUGGGUGGAAGAGGUGAAAGCUGUUUUACAGAGACAGUUUGACAGAAUGAAAGAAGCUAUUGCCAAAAAGAUUGAAAUAGAUGAGGGGAGAAGUGAUGAUGCAACCAGCCUUACAAGCCAAUCUAGUCUUCCAUUGGACAACCAAUCAGAUAGCAGCCCCAACAACAAUGGCGGCUCAGCACAUGACACGAGUGAUGACUCGGCAAGUUUCCAUGAUGUCAUAAUUCCAGAUACAAACAAUCAAACUGAAGCUAUGGCAACACCUAUUCAAUUUUCAAAAACUUUCAAUCAAAUUGAUACUGAAAAUGUACCAAAAAAUACAAACCCUGGUGUCGCCAUACCGGAGAUUUCCAUUUUGGAAGAAGGUCAAGGGGACACAACUGUGUAUUAUAGUGAUGAUAUGUGGUCAUCUGAUGAAUUUGAACAGACGGAUGAUGAGAUACUAGAGGGUGCUGGUGAUGAAAUGGGAGAUAACAGUUCUGGUAGUUUAGAAAUAACUGGUAUUGAGGGUAAAGAGUACAUAGCACUCGCAGAUUACUCCAGGGUUGACCCUAGCGAGCUCUCCUUGACUGAAGGAGAUAAAGUUGUGACGCUACGCCUAGGGACGGAUGGUUGGUGGUAUGUCCAAUCCACCAAUAAGGAGGAAGGCUGGGUACCUGCUAGUUAUUUAGCUGCAUUCCAUCGCCAUUCACAUUCCGACAUCUCAAUGAGCAGUGAAGAAUCUGGCAGUAAUGUCAGUGGUGCAUUGAAAAACUUUGAUAACAAUUCUACAUCAAUACCACUUGAUGAAAUGGAGGAAAUAGUCGUGUAAGCUUCAGUUGAGGUUGCUGACAUGUGUGUUUAAAUUGAUAAUAUAAAGUUGAAGAGGCUGGGAAAUGUUCCUGGUCUCUCUAAGACUAUGACAAAAUGGAGGAAAGGAAAACACAUUAGAUUGUGCAUAUUAUUGAAGAAGUCAACAAAUCCCAAGGAUUAUUUUAGUAAUAUUGAAUAAGGAAGAGGAUUCUUGAAUAAUAUUUAAUGAACUGUCGCUAAGGAGAAACGAAGGAUAUACUGAUACUGUGCCAUGUGCUAACCUGUAGUAAAUUAUAACAAGGAUGGUAGAAUGGAAAUAUAUUAAUAAUGAAGAGAUUUCAACUAGUCAAAGUUUGGAAAAUAUGGAUGUUACAUCAAAUAUCUAGGAAACCAUAGCAACUGUUGCAAACAAUGUAGGAUUGAAAUAAGUAUCUGUGAUAAUAUUAAAUGAAGAUUCUUGGAAUAACAUUGAAUAAAGGAAAAUAAUUAUGGGAGUAAUACUGAAUGAAAAAAUGAUUGAAACAAAAAAUAGUGAAAGAAGGAAAUUUACUAUCGGUAUCCAAUGAGGCAAAAUGAUUCAUGGAAUAAUAUUGAUUGAACGGCCACUAAUGAGGAAGCAAUCAGAUUGCAUUCUGCAAAUGACAUUCUCAGAUCAUAUCUACCCUGAUUCAAUUGAGAAUACUGCAUGCAGCCAGGAGACAAGGAAGAUAAAUAUAUGCCCCUCAGGGUAAUAAUCAUAUCCACUUUCACAGUUCAUGCUCACUCUUCCCCUCUAAGUUGCCUAAAUCAUUGGAAU